UCGGCGGUGAUGGAGGAGGAAAAGGCUGAGGAGCAGCAGCAGUUCUCUCACCGGCAGAGGCUGAAGGCAGCAGUUCACUACACGGUUGGCUGUCUUUGCAUGGAAGUCGCAUUGGAAAAGCAGGUGCAGUUUAGCAAGCAGACCAUUGCAGCCAUCUCUGAGGUGACUUUCCGACAGUGCGAAAAUUUUGCCAAAGACCUUGAAAUGUUUGCCAGACAUGCAAAGAGAAGUACAAUUACCACUGAAGACGUGAAGCUCUUAGCCAGGCGGAGUAAUUCACUGCUAAAAUACAUCACCGAGAAAAAUGAAGAGAUUGCUCAGCUUAACCUAGAGCGAAAGGCCAAGAAGAGAAGGAAGCCAGAGGAUGAGAACAGGGACUCCAGGGAGCCCGAUGCUGAAGUGGGCGGCAGUGACAGACCCAUGAAGAGCCGAGAGGUGGCCCAGCAUGUUGUCACUGUCUUGGGGGAGGGGUGGGCUCAGCUGGGCAAGUACAGGUUUCUCAGAUGUGCCAGAGACAAGUGGCUGUCAGCCUUCGGGCUGCUGCUGCUGCUGCUCUGGGGGACCGCAGCCUCUGCCCUUGCCCAGGAGCAUGGUCCCACUCGCCAGGACAGUGUGGAUGCUGCAAAGGGGAAGGGAAGUGGCCUCCUGGCUUUCCUUGCUCGGUGGCAUGAGUGGAGCUCCCACGUCAGCUCCAGCGCCCUCAUCGGAGCACAUGCCAGUAGGGUGUCUAAGCGGCAGGGAAGUCCACCUCUCCAGCAGCCCCCACGCCAGGAUAAAAAACCCUGCAAGAACUUCUUCUGGAAAACCUUCUCCUCUUGCAAAUAACCCCACCCUGGCCACCCUGUGAAAUGC
Phodopus roborovskii (desert hamster) is the source of this 852-nucleotide messenger RNA. It is a transcript of the gene Cenps, whose product is annotated as centromere protein S. Gene Ontology annotation, biological process: replication fork processing; resolution of meiotic recombination intermediates. Lineage: Eukaryota; Metazoa; Chordata; Mammalia; Rodentia; Cricetidae. The transcript is spliced from 9 exons. The record is from RefSeq and is a predicted model, not a curated record. Gene Ontology annotation, molecular function: protein heterodimerization activity; hormone activity; chromatin binding. Bases 10 to 825 code for a protein of 271 amino acids. Gene Ontology annotation, cellular component: extracellular region; FANCM-MHF complex; Fanconi anaemia nuclear complex.